Messenger RNA from Sphaerodactylus townsendi, 3014 nucleotides. RefSeq names its product N-acylsphingosine amidohydrolase 1 (gene ASAH1). NCBI's taxonomy places the organism in Eukaryota, Metazoa, Chordata, Lepidosauria, Squamata, Sphaerodactylidae. The transcript is spliced from 9 exons. Bases 1151 to 1810 code for a protein of 219 amino acids. The record is from RefSeq and is a predicted model, not a curated record. Gene Ontology annotation, molecular function: N-acylsphingosine amidohydrolase activity.
UAUGUUCUUAUGUAUGCGUAGGAUGGAAUCUAUGGAGAUUGAUAUGCUUCAUUGCCAAAACAAACAUCUGUGUUAUGUUUUACUGUUUUCACAUUGUGUAUAUGAUAGGAUGUUUUAACAUCUUACAGCUGCUCUAAGCAAUUAAAAUAGUUUUGGUUGACCACUGAACAGAGCUGACAAAACAGUGAGUUAAAUCCAGCCAGCUUUUUAGCUUAUAUCACCCAAUUAUUUUCCUUUAGCCUCCCCCCCCUCCCACGUGGCUUUUGUCUGUGCAGGUCCCAUGAUCCCCAAGAUAGGCUCCCCGGGGAUCAAAGAGGAACCCCUCCUCUCUUUUUCAGACUAUAUAUUCAGACUACUGUUGCUGCAGUAGGAUUGUCCAGUCGCUCUGCAAGCCACAAAAGGUUUUGCUUUCCAGGAGUGCUCCAAGUACAAGCUGAAAAUGCACCAGUGGAAUGUAGUUUGGUUCACGUGGAGGAUGUAAUGAGACGUUGCUCCUCCAGAGGGAAAUCUCGUUAGGAGCAAACCUACAACUAGUGUGCACUGUGCUUUCUCUUCAGGUGUGAAAGUAUUUGAGACAGUCCAUGCCUGCCCCUGCAGGCUGAUCCCCAGAUUAAAGGUUUUCUGCUUCCUAUCUUAUAUAAUUAAGAAGCAUGUCAUUAGCAUGUUAAUUCAAAACCUGAAAUGAGCAGCUUCAGAUGUUACAUAGAGGAGUGAAAAUAGCAGUUGCCAGUCACUUGCAUAACUUGUCCUCAAGUAACAUCUUGCCAACAGCAAAGGUUUGUGAGCUGGCAUUUUGAAAAUGAGGGGAAAGUAUGUGAAAUUCCCUCAAGUAUUCUGUCCUUCUGGUGUUCUGCCUUCUGGUAUUCUGUGUGUGCUUAGGUUCUGAAAAUGUUUACUACUUGCUGCGUUUUUCCCUUCUGCUUUGAAUAGAGUUUUGUAUUAAAUAGUCAAUGAAAACAGUAGUUUUUUUUUAUUUAGAGAUCUCUUUACCUCUUUUUAUUCAGGUGACGUUGUUAUAUUUAAUGUCUUCUACGAAAUCUUCACUGUGUGCACUUCAAUAGUAGCAGAAGACCACACAGGGAAGCUGUAUCAUGCCAGAAAUCUGGAUUUUGGGCUCUUUCUUGGGUGGGAUGUUAAAAACAGUACUUGGAUGGUCACACAGAAAUUGAAACCAUUGAUGGUGUCACUGGACUUUCAGAGAAACAAUAAGACAGUCUUUCGUUCUGCCAACUUGGCAGGCUACGUGGGAAUGGUAUCGGGAAUCAAACCGGGCAUUUUUACUCUCACCAUGAAUGAGCGUUUCAGUAUUGAUGGCGGUUACAUUGGAGUCUUUGAGUGGAUCUUUGGGAAGAGAGAUGGUUGGUGGAUGAGCUUCCUUACUAGAACUGUCCUGGAAAAUGGUACAAGCUAUGAAGAGGUAAAGGACAAACUUGCCAACACAAGACUGCUGGCUCCAGCUUAUUUCAUAUUGGCAGGAAACAAGUCUGGACAGGGAUGUGUGAUUACACGUUCCCGAACUGCUGCCCUAGAUGUUUGGAACCUGGAUACAAAGAACAGCAUCUGGUACGUGCUAGAAACCAACUACGAUCGCUGGAAGGUCCCAUUAGUUGUGGAUGAUCGCAGAACUCCAGCAAUGAAAUGUUUGAACAAAACAUUGCAAGAGAAUGUCUCGCUACCAAAUUUGUACAAUGUUCUCUCCACAAAGCCUAUCCUUAAUAAGUUGACUGUUUCUACAACAUUGAUGGACGUCUCGGAAAAUGUUAUGGAGACUUACCUGAGGGACUGUCCAAAUCCCUGUAGUCCCUGGUGAGGAGUAAGCUUGCCGGAGGAAUGAAUGCUCUCCAGGGUGGACAAGAUGGCAAUUAUUCUUCAGCCAAGAACCUCCUUAGCCUGCAGAGUCUCUCAUGCACUGAUGAUCCACUGUAGCUCUUGGCUUCCUCUGCCUGGGGAAAGUGUGUCUUAAGAGAGAAACAUCCUGCUUCAUUAACUGCUUACAGUUCAGCAAACUGGCACUGAAUGUCCUGUCACUCUUACUUUCAAGUGUCUGCUUACCAUGAAUGAAACAAUUGCCCUUGGAUCCCUCUUCCUGCUCCCGCAGCUGUCUCUGUUAGGGUUUUAGAGGAUGUGUUAUUGUGCAAACUCGAUUCAGGUCCAGGGGUUUAUUUUAAGACUGAAGGUGAAAUAAAGCAGGCAGCCUUGUCAGUGGCUAAGGAAGUCUUUGCUGUUCCCUGGUUACUCCUCCAUUCCUGUUUCUCUCUCUCUCUCCCCCACACUGACCUGUUGCUGUGAGGCUAUCUGUAUGACUUCUUCUGGCCCUUUGGGAAAGAAGGAGAGAUUACACAACGGUCAGCGCAGCCUGUACAGAAAGCAGCACAGAAUUCUUCUCAGGGUGAAAAGCAACUCAGAGCUGUCCCCACCGUUUGUGAUUUUUUUUUCUUUUUGGGGGAGGGCGGGGACUAAGCUAGGAUAGUUACCCAGUGUUUACUGAGGGACAACCAGCACAGGCUUCUUGACCUUUGAAAGAUAAUAAGUCUGAUUGGGAUUCUAGCAGAAAGAGAAGGAAAGAUGUAACCACUCCUUUUCUGUUCACCAGGGCCUGGUCACUGUUGCAUUCACUCUUUUUUUAAUGCAAGCAAAUAAUCUCAAGUUGCUGGGUAGCUAACUUGAAGCCACGCACACCUGGUGGACCACGCACACCUGGCAGUGGUACCAUCAGGCCCUCAGGUCCUACCUGCCUCUUCUGCCACACUCUGUGGUCUGCUUGAUAUCAAGACCUAGAGCAGUGGCCUGUGAACUGUGCUGUGUGUGAGAACAGCUCCGCCUCGUGGUAUGCUUGCAGAAGCAGUUGGAUCCCACUCCUUGUCACUGAACAAUACCUUGCUCUUGUCCCGACCCCUGAUAAUUUGUUGAGGCUACCUAUGCUUCAGUGCUGCUACUUAAUAUUUUGACAAAUAUGCCUUUUCAUGUGUUCUUGAUUUUCGUUUUACAAUUAAAGAAAAUACAUUGGAGAAAAA